This is a messenger RNA of Fusarium pseudograminearum CS3096, 2823 nucleotides long. RefSeq lists its product as uncharacterized. Bases 1 to 2823 code for a protein of 940 amino acids. Gene Ontology annotation, biological process: proteolysis. The transcript has 4 exons. NCBI's taxonomy places the organism in Eukaryota, Fungi, Ascomycota, Sordariomycetes, Hypocreales, Nectriaceae. Gene Ontology annotation, cellular component: cytoplasm. Gene Ontology annotation, molecular function: calcium-dependent cysteine-type endopeptidase activity. The record is from RefSeq and is a predicted model, not a curated record.
AUGAAACCUGCGCAGCCUCCUUCCAGUAGCCAACCGGCCAUAAACCCUCCUGCCAAACCGAAACGCAAGAAUCUCAACCCUCAAGCUCUUGUCUCAAAGUUUUGGAAAAAGUAUCACUCCAAGACUCCUGGCAAGGUAACCUCUAUUUUCCCCCAGAGCCUGUACGAAUCUCUCCUGACAGACGCGGACUCUUCGGAGCCCGAAACUCGAAACGCGGCGCAGAGCUACGAGGCUGCUGCUAAGAAUUGCCGUGCUCGAGUUCGUGCCGUCGUCAAAGAGUGCGAGCGUACAAAUGCCAAGUUCAGCGAUCCGGACUUUGACAUUGAGUCCGAUUUUGCAUCGUACCAAGAUAACUGCCUCUUUGGUCUCGUCAGAAAUACCUGCCCUAUCUGCGGAAGCGAUAGCGAUGAUGACGAGGACAUCGAGUACGGAUCAACGAGCGAUGCUCGGCGGACGAAGAAACCUCGCGAUCGCAAGCCCAGCGACGCUCUGAAAAACAACAAGCGCGAGAGCAACACGGAUAGCCUACGGGGAGACGGCCCUUACCACGGGGGCCUUUUCUGCCGACAGAGAAGGCCUGGUUCGGUUCAUCGCAUCCCUUGGAUCUUCGAAAACCCCCAGUUCACCAUCGAUGGCUUUUCCAGUUCGGACGUCAAGCAGGGUGCAACUGGCAACUGCUGGUGGUUGGCUGCUCUCGCCACCAUCGCUCAUCGCAAAGACCUGAUGAAGAAGAUUUGCGUUGCACGAGAUGAAGAAUGCGGUGUCUAUGGCUUCGUCAUCUACCGCGACGGAGAAUGGAUCUCGACUGUCGUGGAUGAUAACCUGUAUCUGAAGAACAGAGACUUUGGAGAGGACAGCCAAGUCUACGACGCAACCCUCAAGAAGGCCCGCCAAUACAAGAAGCAGAAGCAGACAGGUUCCGAGGCCUUGUACUUUGCCAAGUGCGAGGACCCCAACGAGACCUGGUUGCCCCUGCUGGAAAAAGCAUUUGCCAAAGUCCAUGGCGAUUACCAGUCUAUGGAAGGCGGAUGGGCUGGAACAGCUGUCGAGGAUCUCACAGGCGGCGUAGCCACCGUAGUCGCGGGAAAUAGAGUUCUUCGCAAGGAACGGCUGUGGCGAGAAAUGCUUGGAUCGGACGGCGAAGAUGGAGAGUUUGUCUUUGGUCUAUCUGCGGGUGGACCUGGAGAUGAGCACAAGAACGGAAUUGUCUUACAGCAUGCUUAUUCCGUGCUUAGAGUUGCCGAAGUGCAGAACGAAGAUGGUGUCAAGUUUCGUCUGGUUAAAAUUCGAAACCCCUGGGGACAGAGAUCCGAAGCCGGCCAAGGCGAGUGGCAUGGUCCAUGGUCAGAUGGCUCCAAGGAGUGGACUCCGUACAUGAUCAAGAAGCUCAAGCACGAGUUUGGUGACGAUGGAGUCUUUUGGAUGUCAUUUGGCGACAUGCUCGAUAACUUCAAAUGGAUGUACAGAACCCGACUCUUUGAUGAGCGAUGGACUGUGGCUCAGCAAUGGUUGAGCAUCAGUAUCUCGUGGCUUACCGGCUACCUUAAGAAGAAGUUUGUUAUUGAGGUCGAGGAAGAGGGCAUGGUUGUUAUCGUUCUUUCACAGCUUGACGACCGCUAUUUUACCGACCUUAAGGGGCAGUAUGUGUUCACUUUAAGCUUUCUCAUCAAGUCUUCGGACGGCAAGAAUACCAUCUGCGCCGUACGUCCGGUACACCAAUGGGAUCGACGUUCGAUCAACUGCGAAGUCGAACUCGAACCAGGCACCUACGAAGUCAUCCCUAAGAUCAUGGCGGAGCGACUCGUUUGGCGGCCAAGAGUGGAAAAGAUGGUCAAGAGAGCAGCCGACGACAACCCAAAGAAGCUCCGCCAGUUGGGCCUGCAGUACGAUCUAGCCCACGCCAAAGGUGGCGUGCUAGAUGAGGACGACGCUCUUCGCAAGAAGCGCGAGGCCGAGAAGUCAAAGAAACUCAAAGUUAAGAAGCAAGAGGUCAAGAAGAAACAAAUGGCGGAGGCGAUGGCACGAAUGGAGGAAGCGAUGGUGGCGAUGAGGAAUGAGUACAAUCAAUACCUCAAUGAGAAGGAAAACGAGAAGGAUAAGGAUAAGAAGGACGAGACUGCUGAGGAUGACGAGGAGAAGAAGAAGGAUGAUGAACCCGAGCCUAAGGAUCCCGAGCCUAAGGACCCGGUUGUCGAGCCUAAAGACAAAGGAGACCACCAGGCGCCUCCAGGGUUCUGGCCAGAAGAUUCUCCCAGCAAGAGCGACCUGGACGUUUCGAAACAUUCCGAAACAUUGGUUGAGCCAAGAAAGGAGCCUCCAUCUUCUCGUGGCACGAACGAGGCAAUGGAAGAGACGAAAAGAAUGUCUUUCCGAACCCCAUCUCCUCGUGGUACUAGCCGUCGCGGUCUUCCGACACCGCCGGUGCAGUAUCAAUAUCAAUACCAAGACCAUGGUCCUCUUCGCAACAGCAGACGAUUGACCAUGACGGACGACAGCAUGGACCCGUACCCCGUGUUUACACCACCGACGGAGCCUGCAUCCGAUUCGGAUCUUGACAGCUCAAGUUCUGGCUCAGGCUCUGGUUCUGAUACUGCGUCUGAUGACAACAAUUCGUCGAGCUCGGACAGUGAUAGCAUGAGUCUAUACCCACGUCGACGGUUUCGCCAGCGCAAGAGACAACCCUGGAAUGCCGUGUGCGUGAUCGGCCUUCGUGUCUAUGCUCAACAUGCAGGCAUCAAGGUACGUCUCGCUGACCAGAAGCGCGAUGAGGCUACUGAGCUCGUCGCACCAGAGGCAAGCAGCGCGGCUGGUCCGAGUGAGUAG